This is a messenger RNA of Hibiscus syriacus, 1295 nucleotides long. RefSeq names its product protein ELC-like. Gene Ontology annotation, molecular function: ubiquitin binding. Gene Ontology annotation, biological process: endosome to lysosome transport; protein transport; protein modification process. Lineage: Eukaryota; Viridiplantae; Streptophyta; Magnoliopsida; Malvales; Malvaceae. The record is from RefSeq and is a predicted model, not a curated record. Gene Ontology annotation, cellular component: ESCRT I complex. Bases 89 to 1150 code for a protein of 353 amino acids. The transcript has a single exon.
UGACUUGAAAUAGAUCAGGUCGAUUUGUUUAUAUCUAAGAUGAGUCUCGCCCUUUGCCAAUAAGCACUUUUCAUUUCAAGCUCCUUCAAUGGCACCUCCAUCUCCAAAGGAGAUCAUAGAAGCAGCUCUUUUUGCCGCCGGUCCUUAUGCUCUAUCUUAUUCGGACUCCAAACAGAAAUGGCUUAUUCUGAGACACCUCCUUUCGUUGCUUCAAGAGUUCCCCGGUUUCGAGCCCUCGACUGGUUGGUACAUGCAAAACGAUGGGACCGAGGUUAACCUUCUACGUGCCACUGGGUUCAUCCAUGUCUCCGAUGAUUCAAGUUCAACUCCUCCUGUUCCUCUAGUCAUUUGGCUCCAUGAGAAUUAUCCUCAAAGGGCACCUUUGGUCUUCGUCUCGAUCGACCCCGAGACCCCGAUUCAUCGCCAUCAUCCUUUCGUAGACAACACCUCCGGUGAGGCGUCUUCGCCGUACCUCAUAACAUGGAAACACCCUUCGUGUGACCUCACCGGUCUAUUGCGGAACCUCGUCCAUCUUUUUAGCAUCGAUCAUCCUUUCUCGUACACACCGACACCGGCGAUAACGACGACGACGAAGAAGACGAAGAGUUUAGCUCACCCGUCCCUCGUUUCUCACAAGGAAGCCCUCGACAGACUCGUCGGCAUGCUUCACUACGACAUGGUUGCGUUGCAGGCCAGCACGUGUGAUGAAAUAGAGAAUCUGUCUUUGUUGCAAGAAGAAUUAAAGAGGCGUGAUUCGUUUACUACGGCCAUGAUCGAUGAGAUGGAUGAGGAGAGGAAGCGGCUGAAAGAGAGAGCCGACGAUUGGGCCGACGAAAAGGAUCGGCUGGUGAACUGGUUGAGGGUUAACGAUGGACGAGCCAUAAUGGGGUUGGAUGCAGGCGAUGUGGGAGUCGAGGAUGCGUUCGAGAUGGAUGAGAUGUCGAGAGCCAGGCUAGAAACCUCGGCCGCCGAUUUGGCUAUCGAAGAUGUGCUGUAUAAAUUGGACAAGGCACUUGAACUGGAAGCACUGAGCUUCGAUUCGUAUAUUAAGCUGGUGAGGAGCUUGGCCAGAGAACAGUUCUUCCAUAAACAUAAAGAAAUGGAACUAAAUGAAUCGACCAACCACCUUCAGCCAUUGUCACGACCAUAGAAGAUUUCCCGACGGUGUAUAUUUUUCAUAUAGAAAAGUAAAGGGUUUUUUUAUUAUUAUUUUACCUUUUCAGUUGUUAAGGUUUCUUAUUGAUUAAUUUGGACCCAGAGAAGGAACUAAGAUUUUGAUUUGAAGGGGGCAAAUU